AAAAAUUUGGUUUAAAUUAACAAAUAGAUGAGUUAUCGACUUAUCUAGUAAUACAGCUAACCACUGAAGGAUAUAACAUCACUUGUGAAACUGACCAGCGGGUACAAUAGGCAGCAUAAUGAAACUGCUUAUUAGUCUCUGCUUUUUUGCUGUUUUGAAUCUUUCUAAUUCGUUUUACGUUCCUGGAGUUGCUCCGUCUGAAUUUAAAGCAGGAGAUACUGUUGAAAUAAAGGCAGUGAAGAUGACAAGCUCUAAGACACAACUUCCAUAUGAAUAUUACACUUUACCAUUCUGUAAACCUUCUUCCAUAGAGCACAAGACUGAGAAUUUGGGGGAGGUUCUACGAGGCGAUCGAAUUGUCAACACAUUGUUCAAAGCAGUAAUGAAGAAACCUACACCCUGUACUGUGAUGUGCACUUCUGAAAAGUUUGACGGAAAAAUGGCGAAAACUAUCAUUCAACGAAUUAAAGAUGAAUAUUCUGUGCAUUUGUUGUGUGACAAUCUUCCCUCUGCUACAAGAUGGGCUUUGAGCCAAUCAGAAGUACAACUUGAACAUGGAUAUAAACUUGGAAUAUUCGAUUCUGGAAAGGCCUACAUUAACAACCAUCUGUCUAUAUUGUUGUUGUACAAUGCAAAUGAGGACGAUUUAGACACGUAUCGAGUCGUCGGGUUCGAGGUUAUGCCCCAGAGCGUUGAUUCAUCUCUGCUUGAGGAAGGAAAGAAUUGUUCCGUUACCCCUAAAGGGGUAAUGAAACGACAAGAAAUAACGGAAAAAACAACUUCAAUCAAGUUUUCUUACGAUGUCGUAUGGGUGAAAAGCAACAUCCGUUGGGCAUCAAGAUGGGACAAUUAUCUUCAGAUGGGAGAUGUUCAGAUCCAUUGGUUCUCAAUCAUCAAUUCUAUCGUUGUUGUGCUGUUUUUGGCAGGUAUUCUUACAAUGAUCAUUGUUCGAACUCUACGACGCGACAUCGCAAAUUAUAAUCGAGAAGAUGAUGAAUUAGAUGAUGCAAUUGAAGAAACAGGGUGGAAAUUGGUCCAUGGUGAUGUUUUUCGCCCUCCGAAAAAUAUUAUGCUUCUAGUCUCACUCAUUGGUGCAGGAGUCCAAUUAUUUGGGAUGGCAAUCAUCACGAUAUGUGUGGCCAUGCUAGGUAUGCUGAGUCCAUCAAGCAGAGGGGGAUUACUGUCCGCAUCUUUCCUGCUUUAUGUAUUCUUAGGGGUCUUCGGUGGUUACUUUUCUGGUCGUCUUUACAAAAGUUUGAAAGGUCAGCUAUGGAAGCGAGCUGCGAUCCAAACAGCUACAAUAUAUCCCGGUGUUGGGUUCGGGAUUGCGUUCUUACUCAACUUUUUCAUCUGGGGAAAACACUCGUCUGGCGCUGUUCCAUUCUCUACGAUGAUUGCGAUUUUGGCGUUAUGGUUUGGAGUAUCACUCCCUUUAGUGUUCAUUGGAUAUUACUUUGGAUAUCGCAAGCAACCAUACGACUACCCUGUACGAACCAAUCAAAUUCCACGACAAGUUCCAGAACAAUUAGUCUACAUGAAUCCGUUUAUCAGUGUACUCAUGGCUGGCAUUCUACCAUUCGGAGCAGUUUUCAUUGAAUUGUUCUUCAUAUUUACGGCAAUAUGGGAGAACCAGUUCUACUAUCUGUUCGGAUUUCUGUUCUUGGUUUUCGUUAUUUUGAUCAUCGCUUGCAGUCAGAUAUCCAUUGUGAUGGUCUACUUUCAACUGUGCUCUGAGGACUACCAUUGGUGGUGGCGUUCCUUCAUUGUAUCUGGAGGAUCUGCUUUCUAUGUUUUCAUCUACUCAAUCUUCUAUUUCUGUACCCAGCUUGAAAUCACUGCAUUCAUCCCAACACUUCUCUACUUCGGCUACACAUUCAUUAUCGUUCUCACAUUUUGGAUUCUCACCGGCACAAUUGGAUUCUAUGCUUCUUUUAUGUUCAUUAGGAAAAUAUACGGCCAAGUCAAAAUCGAUUAAAAGAAGCAAGAUUGCUGGCAAAAGUGACUUAAGUCAAGCCAGUGACUUUUGGCUAUAAAUACUGACUGAUAUAUAUGACUCAAGUAUACUCAUUAGCUUUUUAUUGACUUCUAAUAUAGCUGGUAACUUAUUACAAAUUGACUCCUGUCUACAUGCUGUUGUGGAAAUGGCUUAAAUUUAGCCACUGAUGACACAAAUGGCUUAAGUUCAGUCAAUAACUUGGCCAACCUAACUACGAGCAUAAUAUGAUUGACUUUCUAUCAGUUGACUUGUUAAAAUUGACUUUUAAUGACCUCCAUUUGGUGCAAAAUGGCUUAUAUCUAGCCACAGAAAGCACAAAUGUAGCCACCAUUGUGAAAAUGGUUUAAAUUCAGUCAUUAGCCAAUAUAAGCUAAUGAUUGACUUUCUUCUAGGUGCUUGUAUAAAAUUGACUUCAAGUGACUUCCAUCUAAUGCCAAACGGUCCACAGCUGAAAUUGUUUUUGCAUUUUGAUUCCCUUAGUCUUUCACAUAACAUAAACAUAGAUUAUGAUUGACUUGUUCUAGUCAUUAACAUGACUAAUAUUUUAUAAAAUUGACUUCGAAUGGCUUCUAUUUUGUGAUAAAUGGCUUAAGUUUAGACAUUUUGAAAGUGGAUUAAAUUUAGUCAUUGACCCAACCAACAUAACUAGUAUAUAUUUGAUUCGUGCCUAGCCAUUACCUUUUAUAAAAUUAACUUAAAAUGGCUUCGAUACAGAUACUGUUGUGAAAAUGGCUAAAAUUCAGUCAUUGGAUUGGCCAAGAAAACCUUUAUCUGAUACUUGUAGAUACUCAAUUUUAGUUUUUGCGUAAUGACUUUUCAAAAUGACUUUAUCAGGCUUUUGAAGCCUAUUCCCCUAAAUAACAACUUGAAGAAUCCUUUUUCAUGUAUUUACUCCAUUCUCCAAGUCUUCUUAUUAGGUAGCAAAUCAAGAUUCAUCUGAAUAUUUUCGCUUAUCGGCUUAAAAAUGUUUUUAAGUUCUAUACGUGUUGCCAUGAAAAUAUGAUCCCCAUGGUCAUGGAAAUAUGGCUCCUAUUACCAUAGAAAUAUGGUCACAGUUGCCAUGGAAGUAUGGUUAGGGAUAUAUGAUUUCAAUCAUUAUCCAAAUUACACUCACCGUAUUUGCUCGUUUUGUAGCCCGGGCCCCACAUUUUUUUAACCGAACUCACUAACCGGGCCCUUAUUUAAACCGGCCCGCUUGUUAUUUUUAAAGUAGGAUUAUACACAAAAAUUACGUUAUCUUUGAAGACAAAUAUUUGACGACAUUAAUCCUUUUUCAUGUCAAUUUAUUCACGUCAAACGCAAAUUAUUCACGUCUUAAGAGUAAUUCCCUCAUAUUGAGAUCCACGGUGUUACGUAAUCAAUGCUAUCUGUUAUGUAAUUAGACGCCUACGUGUUAUCUAUCAGCGCCUAAAAUUCAACAACGUUGUGACAAAAGCGCUUAUUUCCUAUUGUUCUCUACCACUGAAAAAUCAGCUUUCACAUCGGGCGGGUAUUCAAGCACCGGCCCUUAUUUAUUUUUAUGUUCUGUUCACACGGGCGGCUAUUCAAACGGGGCCUCAAUCAAGAUCGGGCGGUAAAACGAGCAUAUACGGACGGCUGUGCUAUAAUUAUUAAAAUUCUCCCCACGAUUUCUCAUAAUCUACAGAUUUAUCCACUCUUUUUUAUAUCUUAUUAUUCUUAUUUUAAAAGCUUUAGAUCAGGGGGUUCCCAAACCACGGCCCGUGGGCCAAAUCCGGUUCGUUUAACGAUUUUAAAUGGCCCGCCGAGCUUAAGUGAAAUGGUGUUCGACAUAUUUUGUUUCUUCCUUUUUGCGAUCUAGAUACCGCUAAUUGUUAUGUCAUUAUCACUGUUUAAGCACGUGUUUAUCGUAACAAUCCAAUUAUACCGGUAUCUCAAUCAUUCGUACCGGUAUUAGGAUUACAUAGGGCAGAAAUUUAGUUAUUAGUCACAUAUGAAAGCUUAGAGGUGUCAAAAAGCAAACGGAAACUAGACGCUGAAAACACGUUCUUUGGAUAAAUAUCAACGUUCGUAUUUCUGCAUUGAAGAGAUGAGUCAAACAAACAUAUUUCUAAAAAUGUCAAAUGAAAGUGACCCCAGCUAAACCGUCGUGCACUUUCGGGUGCUACACUCUUCUGGCCCGCGAACAUCCUUCCGAUUGUAAUUUUGGCCCUCGGCCGAUAAAGUUUGGGAACCCCUGCUUUAGAUGAAGCAGAAUACUGUUGUAUAUAGUAUAACAUGGUGUUUGUUUAUGUUUGUGUUGAGUAUUUCCCAGAAUAUUCCUAAUUUAAUUUGUUAAAUUUCCUGCGGUUUCAAAGAAUACUGGGGACUUGAAAACCCUGGCUCUAUGCUGUGAGGGAAUUAAUAUUCAAUUUUAAGUUUAUUAAUUAUUCUGGUCUUUCAAGUAUGUCUAUAAGUAACUUCUUGUGCAAAGUUAGGCACGCCAUCAAAAGCUCAUCAAAAUAUACUCAGCAUAUUCGGCCCCGAUACACUAAUUUUAAACAAGAUAUUUUUUGAUCAAUGGAAAAAACUUGACUUCCAUAUUUAACCCAAUUCAGGGGGGUAAACUUGACUGUAGCGGAAGCACUGUUAAAUUCAAUUUCCUCAUGGGUUUCAAAAAUACUUAGAAAAUAAAUUAAUACAAUGUUAUAAUAUCAAACAUAUUUAGUUUGAAUAUUUAUCCAUUUUUCAUGUCUGUGCUUUUAAUUCACAAAUGAAGAAAAUUUGACUUGAUAAUCUAAAAUUUGUUUUCUUUAUUACAGACGGAAUUAAAGUUGUUGUAUGGUAGUUACUGUAAACUUUAAUUUCUUAUUUAUUUCAAAACCUAUACACGUUUUAAUUUAUCACACAAUUGUAUUCUAGAAAAUUUUCACGUUCAAGAUUAUUAUAUCGCAAUUUAAUGCUGAUCCCACUCCCCUACUUUCCACAAUUACCGGUAUUCCCCCUCCCUAUUUAUUGGUCGUUUUUGUGGAUGAAAUUAAGUGAACAUUGUUAUAUAACGUAACCUGUUAUUUUAUUAGCAAAAGUCUUUGGAAUCACGCAAGUUUGAAAAUUUUAUUUUCUACAAUUUUGUUUUGCCUGUCAGUGGUAUUGAUCCACAUCCCUUUUCACCGGAUAUUUUUCAACUUUGAGGGGUUAACAAGUCUUACACUCCCAACAUAUUCAAUUAAGUUUUCCACCAGGCUUAUUCAGAUUAAACUUAUUGCCUGACCCAAUAACGAUCUGCUUUCUACCCGGUAACUCUGGCAAUAUAAAGGAGACUACGAUACAUAGGUUUAUAUACAUAGAUGGAAUAGAGCAGGGCUACUCAACUAUUUUUACCGAAGAUCCGCAUACAAAACUUCAAAAAUAUUUGAGUCCGGACUUUCCAGAAAUUAUAUUUCGUCAUCCCUAAACACACACUUCCUCGACAGACUAAUGAUUAUUAGCUAUUUUGUUCUUUUCAUAUAUAUUUAAAAGUGAUUUUAUAAAAGAAAAUUUCAAAAGUGGGGCCAAUGAUCCAAAAUAAAGAAUUAGUCGCGGUCCGAAUCGAAUACCCGAAAGGUCCGAAUUCGGACCGCCAGUUGAGUAGCCCUGAAGUAGAGUACACGCUGGUCUCUUUAGCAUUUCAACUUGGGCUGUGUUGCCAGGUUCUACCUAUGUAAGUGCGAAUAUUAUAUAGUGACUGAAUAUAUUACGAAUUUUUAAUAUUAGUACCUGCAUGUUCUUGUUUAAAAGGAAGACAUCCAAAAGGCAACUUUGAGGAGAAUCACUGUUAAAGUGUUUUUUCCCUUGAAUGAGUGUUAAAAAACCUGGCAACCAUAGUUUGUCCCGAAUUACAUUUAUCACUAAAAGUACCAGUUAUGCAAACGUAGGUAUUUAAUGUGAAAAUCUUGUGUUAAACCAGUGGUUCUCUAACUUUUUAAGCCGCGCCCCCUUUUUCAAAUUUGUCAAGUCCCGCGCCCCACCUUAAAAAUAACUAGGUAACAAUAAACUACAAAUAACAGAUAGUAAGGCGAAAGUAUAUUUUAUUAAAAAAAAACUUAAAAAACAUGUGGAUGUUAUCACAAUCUUUAAACAAUAAAGAAAAGUAAAUAUCCAAAAUAAGUCGAACAAGAUAAAAUCUAACAAAUAUUUUAAUUUUUCAUCAGCUUCACGCCUCCUCAAAAAAUUGUCUACAGCCCCAAACUACCCCCCCCCGCACACUUGUGGGUGCCCCAUCAUUUGAGAACCACUGUUUUAAAGACUCUUGUGUGUAUAUAUAUAUAUAGGAAGUAGAUGUAAUUGAUGGAAAUGCUCUUUAAUUUUUCGGGGUGAUAUUUGCUGUUUUUACUAUUUUUAUGGCUGAAAUAAAAGAUGGUAAAAAUUUA
Styela clava is the source of this 6342-nucleotide messenger RNA. NCBI's taxonomy places the organism in Eukaryota, Metazoa, Chordata, Ascidiacea, Stolidobranchia, Styelidae. The record is from RefSeq and is a predicted model, not a curated record.